AUGACCCAUGUUGGGUGCAAACCUAGUCAAGUUCUGGACCUUCUGGAACAUCUCGGUGGAGGCAGUACAACUGUCGUAUUGAAUAAGAAGGAUACGUACAACUACCCGAUCAGUGAAAGGUUGAAACGGAUUGAACUAGGGGAUAAACACAGUAUCAAUCAAGGUGGAGCUCUAACAAGAAUAUUUUGGCACGACGGUAUAUCAAAAGCCGACUAUGAGGAGUUUGGUGAUGUCUUAGUAUUUGACAGCACCUACAAGACCAACAUAUAUUGUUUUCCAGUAGUGCUGUUCUCCGGAGUCAACUCCCAUCUGUGCGCAUGUAUUUUUGGAGUUGCUAUUAUGUACAAGGAGACGACUCAACAAUACACGUGGUUGCUGCAGACUUUGCUAGAAUUCAUGGGAGGAAAGCCACCCAAAGCUGUUUUGGCAGAUCAAGACGGGCAAUGGGCGCGGCCAUUAGGAUUGUGUUUCCUGAGGCAGCCCAACGGCUUUGUUGCUGACAUAUUUCACGUAAUGUCGAAUCAAACAUAA
Erythranthe guttata (spotted monkey flower) is the source of this 531-nucleotide messenger RNA. Lineage: Eukaryota; Viridiplantae; Streptophyta; Magnoliopsida; Lamiales; Phrymaceae. The record is from RefSeq and is a predicted model, not a curated record.